This is a messenger RNA of Aspergillus steynii IBT 23096, 2045 nucleotides long. RefSeq names its product amino acid transporter. Gene Ontology annotation, molecular function: L-amino acid transmembrane transporter activity. Gene Ontology annotation, biological process: amino acid transmembrane transport. Gene Ontology annotation, cellular component: membrane. The coding region runs from base 427 to 2010 and encodes 527 amino acids. The transcript is spliced from 5 exons. The record is from RefSeq and is a predicted model, not a curated record. NCBI's taxonomy places the organism in Eukaryota, Fungi, Ascomycota, Eurotiomycetes, Eurotiales, Aspergillaceae.
GGGAGACACGCUUUGCUAGCGGUUAGCAUCACUGUGGGUCCAGAAGGUGUCAUCUCGAGCCAGAGAGGGCCGAAUCCCCACGUCUUGAGUCUAUACGCGGCCAGUAGAAUCAAUCCCGGGUGGCUUUUCGGAGAAGUGCUGGUGUCGCACCAAUCGAAAAGCAUCGGUGGUCAUCCGAUCACGCAUUCUGCUUGCCUGUAUCUGAUCCUGGCCUUCAUGCCGGGCAAUUCCUCCAAACCGUGGCGUGUGGAGCUGCACGCGCUCCCGGCUCUUGGCAUUGCUUGAGAUUGCAGUUUUGAUGUGUCACGGAUCAUGGAGGGCUAUGAAUAUCUCGACGCAAAUGGAUGUCGUGAUAUGAAGUCGUCGUUACGCAAGCCAACACACAGUGUCUUACCCUAUAAAUCAUGAUGGAAAUCUCCCCGGAAUAUGCCGAUCGGAAGGCAGGCAAACAGGAUGGCACCCAGCGAUAUGCAGAUAUCGACGUCGGAGGAGGCCGUGUCGGCGGACACGGACCUCAAGGCGCAAGACUCCCUUCGCGCCGAGGAGUCCCAUGUGCUGCAGGAGCGAAACAUCGGGGUUUUCGGGGCCAUAUCUUUGGUCGUGAACAAGAUUGUUGGAGCUGGAAUAUUUUCUACGCCCGCUACCAUUUUCAAACUCAGCGGUAGUGUGGGUAUGGCCCUGAUCAUUUGGGUCAUUGCCGGUCUGAUAUCAACAUGCGGUGCUCUCGUGAUGUUGGAGCUCGGCACUCGUAUGCCGCGAUCCGGCGGCAUGAAGGUCUACCUGGAGGCUGCGUUUGCGCCUAAGCUGCUGAUCACCUGUAUCUACUUGUUCUACUGCGUCUUCCUGCAGGUCUCCGCAAGCAACGCGAUUACAACCUCCAGCUACUUGCUCCAGGCUGCCGGGGUUGACUCGACCACCUGGCGAUUGCGUGGACUGGCCAUCGCCGCAUCGGCUUUUGCGGUUGGCAUUCAUACAGUAUGGCCUCGAGGUGGCAAAGCUCUGCAGGACCUCCUGAGCCUGGUCAAGCUGGUCAUCUUGCUGUUCAUUGUUUGCACUGGAUUCGCCGCCCUGGCAGGCCAUGUGCCUGACACUCACAACUUCGACAUCUCGACUUCCUUCCGCGGCACAUCAAAUGAUGGCUACAGCAUCGGAACAGCAUUACUAAAUGCCAUCUUUGCCUUUCACGGCUACGAUAAUGUGAACACGGUUCUAUCAGAAGUUCGAAACCCCCACAAAACACUUCGGAUUGCCUUACCCGCCGCCAUGGGGCUCAUCACAGUGCUGUAUAUUCUGGCCAACAUUGCAUACUUUGCCGCUGUGCCCAGGGACGAGUUCCUUCAUAGCGAGGUCACCAUUGCUGCCAACCUAUUUUCCAACGUAUUUGGUCAAUCUGCUGCAGUCAAGGCGCUGCCAGCAUUGGUAGCUAUCUCUGCCUUGGGGCAUCUCUUGGGGAUAGCCUUCACUGUUCCUCGAGUGAUCCAGGAGUUGGGUAAGGAUGGCAUUGCCCCUUUCCCCAACAUUGUCAUGCAGAACAGACCAUUCCGAACGCCGAUUGUGGCACUCCUUAUCCACCUUGGAGUGACGAUUCUGUUCACAUGCGCCCCGCCUGCCGGGGAUGCUUUCAACUUUGUCGUGAAACUAUCUUCGUACCCCACGACAGUGCUUUUGACCGCCACCACGAUUGGUCUUAUCAAAUUGCGCUUUUCCAAGACUCCAGAAUACAACCAGCCAACUUUCAGAGCACCGUGGCCUAUCAUUCUCUUCUACCUCGCGGGUAGCAUAUUUCUGGUUAUUAUGCCCUUCAUUCCCCCGCAGGGAGACAGCGAGACAUCGAAUCUUCCAUAUUGGCUCUCCCCGGUUGUGGCACUUGGCAUUCUUGGCUUGGGUUUCAUCUAUUAUGUCGUGCCUUUCGUCCUGAUGCCGCUCUUGUUUGGGUACAAGCUACGCCCGACCGCAGUUGAGCUGAGCGAUGGUUCACAUGUUACUCGGUAUAGAAGAAAGACGGACUGAAAACUGUGCAAUGGUAGGGAAUAUGUAGAUGGCCU